Messenger RNA from Cuscuta campestris, 1138 nucleotides. NCBI's taxonomy places the organism in Eukaryota, Viridiplantae, Streptophyta, Magnoliopsida, Solanales, Convolvulaceae. The record is from the annotation of a GenBank genome assembly.
CAAAGAGCAAAAGAAACGUGGGAGAGUUUGUGCCCAUAAAUAACUUUGAUCGCACCAUUUUAACUUCCACGAACACAUCCAUUUUCUCUCAUUAACCCACCCACUCCUCCCUUAAAUACACAAUUCCCAAAUCUUAAUUAUCAUCUCAAACUGUUUUAAUUUAUUUAUUUUUUUCCAUUCUUUUUCCGUCGUGGUACGGUGGUGCUAAUGGCUACCAUUCCUCAUUCCUCCAUUCUUUUCUUCUCCAUCUCUCUAUUUGCUCUCGGAAUUACAGUGGUAUCGGCAACUGUUUUUACGCUGAAUAACGCAUGCAGUUACACGGUGUGGCCGGGAUCUCUUUCCGGCAACGGAGCCGCCCUCGGCGGCGGAGGCCUUGCACUUGCACCUGGCGAAAGCGUCCAGCUACAAGCCCCUGCCGGGUGGUCGGGCCGCUUCUGGGCUCGAACCGGCUGCAAUUUUGACGACAACGGCAACGGGAAUUGCGUCACCGGCGACUGCGGCGGCGCACUCCGAUGCGUUGGCGGCGGCGUGCCGCCGGUGACUCUGGCCGAGUUCACCAUCGGCGGUGGGAAUGGGGAGAAGGACUUCUACGACGUCAGCCUCGUUGACGGCUACAACGUCGGCCUCGGAAUUCGCCCUUCCGGAGGCUCCGGCGACUGCCAGUACGCCGGCUGCAUGUAUGACGUCAACGGAAACUGCCCCGGCGAGCUCCAGGUGAGGGAUUCCGCCGGUUCGGUCGUGGCGUGCAAGAGCGCGUGCGCACAGUUCGGCACGCCGGAAUUUUGCUGCACCGGCGAACACUCGACGCCGGAAACAUGCCCGCCGACGGGUUAUUCCCGGGUUUUCAAGAACGCUUGCCCGUCCGCUUAUAGUUACGCAUACGAUGACGCUUCGAGCACGUGCACUUGUGCCGGUUCGGACUAUGUGAUCACCUUCUGUCCUAACAAUUGAUCAUCGAUUAUUCACCUUGAUUUUUUACCAUCAAUAACCUUAAUUCAUCUUUUAUUGCUCAUUUUUGUGAGAAUAAAUUAUUACUCCCUCGAUCUUCUCAGACACUAUUCACAGGGUCAAACUUUACUCACUUUGUUUGCUCAUUUUUAUUAGUCAUUUCGUAAAAUAAUAUAGUCGUGUAACCUCU